AUGCAUCCCACUCGAGGCACGCUUCGCUCCGAGUCCUAUCGCCCUGGUCCUCCUCUCCUCCCGGACUCACUCACCCCGCGCAACAGCGAGUGGUCCGAUAGUCAUUACGACGAUUCCGGCUACUUCUCACUCAAGCGUCCGUCAUUGGAUUCCGACAACGGGGAAGAAGAUUUGUUCAGCAACAGGGCGAAGUCGCUGUCACCCACAGUUGCCGACCAUACCACAGAGGAGGAGCUAGACAAGGGCUUCCAGCACGCUGGUCUGGUCUUCGGGGACUGGCUGAGUGACAUCAAUUUCCCGUACAUUCAGGCCAAGCGAACGGUUCCCAACUUUCCCCGCGAUCUGUGGGAGGAGCUUGCAGAAUUCUUGGGUGAUAAUCACCCAAUAUUGCGUGCAAUCUCGUUUGAGUAUGACACAGUCGAUGCGGUUCUGACAAUGACAGGCGCAUCAGACCUUCACCAGGAUGCCGUUCAUGGAAUGCAGACAGAGAUCGAUGUGGCGGCACAGCCUGCUCUGGUUUUGGGCUCACAUCAGAAUGUGGCAAAUGGAGGGCGAACACUUCUUGUCAACACAGAAGACGGUAAGAUACGAUUCAAAAUACCCGACAUGACAACAUCAUUACGCAUCAACCCACCGCAAGAUGGGUCAGGCUCUGACUCCGAGACCCUUGAGGACCUGGAGUCCACAAACGUGGAUGCCAUCGAGUUCGAGGCUAGUGUGUCUCAAACGAGGGAUAAUGUGUUCGCGAAGGUAAUUGUAGAUGGGUGCACUACGCAGGGGCCAGAUGGCCGGGUGUACAAACACCUGACCUGGAUUGUCAUCAACAUCGAUGAGAGUGCGCGCACAGCGUCAGCCAUUCCGAGCUUCAACACGAUGGAUCACAACAUAUCGGACUACAGGUCUAUCCCCAGGCGAACAGACGAGCCACAUAUUCUCAUCGGUGGGAUUGCUCACGGGCUUGACAUCCUGCUUGGCAAAAUCUCUGCCGAGGUAUACGUAUUCCGUGGGGCUCAUGACCUUGACCUCCUCGCUGAGGGAGUGCGCAACCACUGGGGCCCGCAAGCUUACUUCGAUGCCGGCCUUGGGGUGCGGGUCCUUCCCCACUACAGCGGACACGAUGGGAUCAUCCUACGCAAUUUUCUGGCCAAGUGGGACGAAGCGAUGGUAGCCCUUCGGAGGCUCGCCAUCACCACUGGGACAUAUGCGGCACGCCGCUUCUACAACAUGUCCCUCGCCGAGUGGAAGCAAAAGUGUCCCCACCUCGAAUCCCUUCCCCCGGUUCGCAAUCCGAUGCCAGGCAUCAUCGAGAGCUUGCGUCAAGGGUCCUGGCUCACAGCGGACACUCGACGCAAGAAUCAGCUGCGUGAUGACCAGCCGCGGAGCAUAGAGUUCCACAACGCAGACCCCGAUAAGGCGUGGAAGUGGGCAGAGGAAGACAUCGCAGCCAAGAAAAGGCGUAAGAGCAACAGUGGAGGCGGCUCGGCAGGACCCUCAGUCAGAGACAACGCAAAGAAGCGCCGUCUCGACAUGUUGAGGUGUUCUCAACGCCCAGAAGUGCCUGCGCAGCCUGGCAAGGCGUCCUCGUCUGAGGACAUCAAAGACUCGUUCGAGGAGAAGUCCGAGGCAGCGGACUUGGACUUCGAGGAGCCAGCCACCCAAGCGCCGUCCCUGGCAACGGCUAAGGCAUUGGGAAAGAGACCCCAGAAGCCGAUUCCGAAGGGAAGGACAAGGGCGAAAGGCACACAGGGCUAG
Messenger RNA from Fomitopsis serialis, 1752 nucleotides. RefSeq lists its product as uncharacterized. The coding region runs from base 1 to 1752 and encodes 583 amino acids. The record is from RefSeq and is a predicted model, not a curated record. NCBI's taxonomy places the organism in Eukaryota, Fungi, Basidiomycota, Agaricomycetes, Polyporales, Fomitopsidaceae. The transcript has 7 exons.